This is a messenger RNA of Anthonomus grandis grandis, 4301 nucleotides long. It is a transcript of the gene ATP8A, whose product is annotated as probable phospholipid-transporting ATPase IA. NCBI's taxonomy places the organism in Eukaryota, Metazoa, Arthropoda, Insecta, Coleoptera, Curculionidae. The transcript is spliced from 22 exons. Gene Ontology annotation, cellular component: plasma membrane. The record is from RefSeq and is a predicted model, not a curated record. Gene Ontology annotation, biological process: phospholipid translocation. Bases 187 to 3744 code for a protein of 1185 amino acids. Gene Ontology annotation, molecular function: ATP hydrolysis activity; magnesium ion binding; ATP binding.
CCAAAAUUAUCUUUAGAGACUUUAUAAAGAAUAUUAUUACCACAAUAUAUUAUUAAAUAAAGUUCGGCGUAUGAAAUGCUGAAACUCAAAAAGUAAUGGUAAAUAAUCCAGACCGUAAUGCGUACAUAGACUUGGACCAACAAUUAGGGUGUCCAGUGAGACCCGCUUCAACCCCCCAACCCCCAUAUGCCCUCCAGACAUUCCAACAUUGAACUAAGCCAAGUUACAACCAAUUCCCAAAAUAAUGCGGAGAGUUUAAAUAGGAACCCUAGCGAUAACCAAGAUGAGCACGAUGGCGCGGUUCCAUCGGCGAUGGACCGCGAGGAGACCGAAACGAGCGGGGACACUCUGGACGAUCAGGAGCACCGCGUAAUCUUCAUAAACCGGGCUCAACCUCCUGUCAUUAAGUAUUGUAAUAAUAGGAUCUCCACAGCCAAAUAUAGUAUUAUAAGAUUUGUACCCCUAUUCUUAUUCGAGCAGUUCCGACGAUGGGCGAAUAUAUUUUUUUUAAUGAUCGCCCUGCUGCAACAAAUCCCGGACGUGUCGCCCACCGGCCGUUACACCACUUUAGUGCCUCUCAUUUUUAUUUUGUCGGUCUCGGCCGUCAAAGAAAUCAUCGAAGAUGUCAAAAGACACCGAGCUGACGACGAAACCAACCACAGAAAAGUGGAAGUUUUACGGGGCGAUGUGUGGAUCAACAUACGGUGGAUGGACGUUGUCGUCGGAGAUAUCGUUAAAGUGACCAAUAACAAUUUUUUUCCGGCUGAUCUCGUUCUACUGUCUUCUAGUGAACCUCAAGGUAUGAGCUUUAUCGAAACGGCGAAUUUGGAUGGCGAAACGAAUUUAAAAAUCAGACAAGCGUUACCCAGUACCGCCAAACUGACGACCCUUAAUCACCUUAAGGAAUUGACCGGCACUUUGGAAUGCGAACCACCUAAUAGACACCUGUACGAAUUCACCGGAGUUUUAAAGGAAUAUGGAAAACCUCAUGAACCGUUGGGUCCGGAUCAAAUCCUGCUCCGUGGCGCGAUGCUGCGUAACACCUCCUGGGUGUUCGGUUUAGUUAUUUACACUGGCCACGAGACCAAACUGAUGCGCAAUUCGACCAAAGCCCCACUAAAACGGUCCACCAUCGAUAAAAUGACCAACAUCCAGAUUUUACUGUUGUUCGGUUUGUUGUUCGUCAUGUGCCUGAUUUGUACCAUAUUCAAUGUGUUUUGGAAUCGUGCCAACGCUAAUACUCAUUAUUACAUCGGAAUCGAAGGCGGAGAAAACUUUUUGUAUACCUUUUUGACUUUUCUGAUCCUUUUUAAUAACCUCAUUCCGAUUUCGUUGCAAGUUACUUUGGAAGUUGUUCGAUUCAUACAGGCGAUUUUUAUAAACAUGGACCGGCAAAUGUACCACGAGGAAACUGACACACCCGCGAUGGCGAGAACCUCAAAUUUAAACGAGGAACUCGGACAGGUGAAAUAUAUUUUUUCGGAUAAAACCGGUACUUUGACCAGGAAUAUUAUGGAGUUUAAACGGUGCGCUAUAGGACACGAAAUAUACACACCCACUAGCAUCACUGAGGAAUCAUUACUCGUACAAAAUCUAAGAAACCAUCACAAAGAUUCGGAAUUAAUACGAGACUUAUUAGUCCUUCUCUCUGUGUGUCACACAGUGAUACCGGAAAAAAUGCCCGACGGUUCGAUAGUUUAUCAUGCCGCAUCUCCAGACGAGAGGGCGCUGGUUUACGGGGCCGCCAAGUUCGGUUACGUUUUUAACAGUAGAACUCCUGAUUAUGUUGAAAUUACCGCCCUGGGAGUUACUGAAAGAUAUGAGGUGUUGACUGUCCUAGAAUUCACGUCGGCUAGAAAAAGGAUGUCGGUCAUUGUCAAGGAUCCACAAGGAAAAAUUAAAUUGUUUUGUAAAGGGGCAGACACUGUGAUUUAUGAAAGAUUAGAUAAUAAUGCUUCUACACGUGAAUAUAGAGACUUAUUACUGCAGCAUUUAGAGGCGUUCGCCACCGAAGGUCUUCGCACUUUGUGUUGUGCCGUGGUCGAAUUGAAGGUGAGCGACUACGAGGAUUGGAAGCAGAUGUACCAUAAAGCGAGUUGUAGUUUACAGCACAGAGAAGAAAAAAUCGAAGAAGCUGCCAAUCUCAUCGAACGCAAAUUGAAACUUCUCGGUGCCACGGCCAUCGAGGAUAAAUUACAAGAGGGUGUCCCGGAAACGAUCGCCACCCUACUGAAGGCCGACAUUAACAUUUGGGUGUUGACGGGGGAUAAACAAGAGACCGCCAUCAAUAUCGGAUACUCUUGUAGGCUCAUUUCCCAAGGGAUGCAGAUCAUUAUUUUAAACGAGGAUGGAUUAGAUAGAGCGAGAGAGGCCAUUCUUCGUCACUGUGGCGAACUAGGAGAGAACCUCGAGAGACAGAACGAAAUAGCCCUCGUGAUCGAUGGGAAAACGUUAAAGUAUGCUCUCACCUGUGAAUUAAGAAACGAUUUUUUGAGGUUAUGUGUCUCUUGCAAGGUGGUGGUUUGCUGUAGAGUAUCACCGAUGCAGAAAGCGGAAGUGGUGGAGUACGUGACGAAAUUCACAAAAUCGAUCACGUUGGCGAUCGGCGACGGGGCCAAUGACGUGGCGAUGAUUCAAAAGGCGCACGUCGGCGUCGGCAUAUCGGGGGUGGAGGGGCUGCAGGCGGCCUGCGCGAGCGAUUAUAGUAUUGCACAGUUUCGGUUUUUGUUGAGGCUUUUAUUAGUCCACGGCGCAUGGAACUAUUCGAGGAUGUGUAAACUAAUCUUGUACAGUUUCUACAAAAAUAUUUGUUUGUACCUAAUAGAAUUAUGGUUCGCGAUCUAUUCGGGCUGGUCUGGACAGAUUUUAUUCGAAAGAUGGUCAAUAGGUUUAUACAAUGUACUAUUCACCGCCCUCCCCCCAUUAGCGAUGGGACUAUUCGAUAAAAGUUGCAGCGACGAAAAGAUGAUCAGCUACCCCCAGUUAUACAGGCCGUCUCAAAGCGGCGAAUUGUUCAAUAUUAAAGUGUUUUGGCUGUGGAUCAUAAAUUCGUUGGCGCAUUCGGCCUUAUUGUUCUGGCUACCUAUGAUGGCCGCCCACCACGACAUCUUGUGGUGGAACGGCAAAGAAGGAGGAUAUCUGGUUUUGGGAAACGCCGUCUAUACUUACGUCGUGGUCACUGUGUGCCUGAAGGCCGGUUUAGUGACCAAUUCGUGGCCUUGGCCGACGCACUGCGCCAUUUGGGGUUCGAUCGUUUUAUGGUUUUUCUUUGUUGUUAUAUAUAGUUUAUUCUGGCCAACGAUAGACGUGGGAAGCGUGAUGUGCCGCAUGUACAUAAUGUUAUUCAGCAGUGCCGUUUUUUGGAUGGGACUGUUCUCAAUUCCUGUGAUCACUAUUUUACCCGAUUGUGUUGUUAAAGUAAUUCGAAAUACGGCCUUCAAAACUAUUACCGACAUUGUGAGGGAGAGCGAGAUAACGAAACGAGAUCCGGAGGUGUAUAGGGGAGAUUCCAAAACUUCACCCAUGCAUGCCUUGGAGCAGUUCGCGAUAUACUGUCCGAAACUGCGCGGUUACUCAAGAACGUCUUCUUCAAGAGGACACCGAGGAUCGAACAGGACGUCGAGAUGGCUCAUGGCUUUGCAUUUUCCCAAGAAGAGGGCGGUGCUGUUUCUCAAACGGACGUUAUCAGAGCUUAUAACACCAAUAUACCGAAACCCGACGGCAUGUAAACGAAACAUUUGUUAAUAUUAAGAAAUAACAAAUAAAUAAAUAAAUAAAUAAAUAGUAACGAUAUUUUCUUAUAGUGAGAUUUUGCGUGAGAUUGGCCAAAAUAUUUAUCGAAAUCUAUUACUUACUACUUAGGGAUGAAAGUGUCAAAAACGUUUUACAAUCACUUUAACAGGCACGUACUUGUACUUCUUACCUAUCGAUUGGUGUUUCACCCUUUUACUUUUCAUCAUUAAAAUUAUUUUUACGGCUUAUAUGGGGUCACCCCGUAUUGUAUAGUGAUAUAAUAUGUGGCAUGGAAACACCAAAGAUAAAAAACAAUUAUAUUUAUAUAAUAGUUUAAACUUAAUAUUGCAAUUUUAAAACAAAAAAUAAGUUUUUCAUAAUAAGAUAUCCUUUAUAACUUGUAUAUUUUAUAAACAUGUUAGUGGUUAAGCCUUAAUCCUGUUUUACUAUUUCUGAUUUGUUUUGAAAUUAUUAAUGCUUUUUAUAUUGUGAUUACGCUUUUAUAUUUUAAGUAUCGGGAAUUGUAAUUUCUUCAGUUGUGAAAUAAAGGGGAUAUUGUCUUGUUGUAA